Molecule: messenger RNA, 2174 nt
Organism: Anguilla rostrata (American eel)
Lineage: Eukaryota; Metazoa; Chordata; Actinopteri; Anguilliformes; Anguillidae
Exons: 3
Coding region: 469-894 (141 amino acids)
Source: RefSeq, a predicted model, not a curated record
UAAACCUACUUCCUCUCGCCAGCAGUCCACGGGGUUUGGGAAGACAGGCAGGGUUAGUUGGCUUGCGCUUGGGGUUUUCGCUUUUAUUGCAAUGACUCUGUAUCGAUCGCCAUGCACCAUUACUGGAUUCAUAAUAGCACAUGCUAAAAUUCUGCUGAACCAGUUUUGCUCAUUGUACAAAAAACAGUAGGCUAGUCAUCGAUUGUAUAUAAACUUCAAUGUAUUAGCAUUUUUCUCGUUCUAUUUAUCUUUGUUUGGGAUUAUCAACUUUUCUCAGCCAUUUCUAAAUAAAUUUUAAAGUGAAGAGGACAAGGGAAAAGAACACUAAACGCACAUUGGCUAUAUCCACUGUAGCCAAGUGCUACUAACUUGUUCUCCAUCGAUUACUUCGUUGGAAGCAGCUACUGAAAUAAGUUUGAGGAGAGGGGCUAACAGCCACAGCCGGUGGUGUGCAGGCUCAAAGGAGGGAUGCCUUCCCCCCACAGUGGAGUGCUGUCACUGGGCAUCCUCUUCAUGACGGUGGGGGGCUUGAUAUUCCUGUGCGUGGGUCAGAUGGUGACCUGGAUUGGUCUUGUGCUGGGCCUGGUUGGAUUUUUCCUGAUGGUGCUGGGCGUCUACAUGGCGAUGAAGUCUCACCCCGUGGCUGUCCCUGGUCACUUUCUGUUACACCCACGCACUGGUACACGCUACAGUCAUCACCAGGCCAUCAGCCUUCAGAGAAGGCUGGACAGGAUCCGCAGGGCUGUGUCGGAGGACAGAGAAGCGGAAAGCGCUCCCCCACCAGAGCCCAAUUUGAACAUUGUCCCAGGAACGCCCCCACCCUGGGACAUGGAGCCGCCACCCUCUUAUGAAACUGUGAUGAAGAGUGCCCUGGGCAACGUCCAGCACCUCUGACCCCCUCAGUCCCGCUAUUACUCAACACAGUGCCUUUACUAUUUUUCAUUGUAGCUGGACACGGUUCCUUGGAACUCAUGUUUAAAAACUGCACCUUAUGAACUCAUAAUGAGUUUGGCAACAGUCUGGCUGAUGUAUUUGGACAAAUGCAUAUUUGUUUUCGAAUAGAGGUCAAGAAAAGAAUGAUACCCUCCAAGGGUCAGAAUGGUGCUGGUUUUAUAGGCUUCUCACAGGAAGCAGUCAUUAACCAAGCCACUGGCGAUUUAACUGCUCAUACUAUUUAAAGAUUUCAGUUUUCCCACAUAAGAGGGAGAAGGAAAGCCAAGGCAGAAUCGCACUGGGGAUCAGCAAGUCCAGGGCAAUGGGACUUUUACCAACUCUGAAACACGAAGAGUUGGUGACACAGUUGGUACAUAAAGUAACAAAACAUAUUCUAUCCAUUAUGUUAAGGGUGUGCGUGUGUGGAGAGGGAGGGGGGGAGAGAGGGGUGCACUGAGAAUUUCUUUAGUGGUUUGAAUCUGGAAUCUAGAAAUACUCCAGGGCAGCGUCCCCCCCAGUCCUCUUUUGACAUCCCUAAUGUCUGCCUCCCAGCUAAUGGCAGAAAGCCCUCAGUAGCAUGCUAUUGAUCCAAGGACAGGUAAAUCCCCAAUCCAUGUAUGCUGGAGCUCUUGGUCUAAGAGAUUAUCUUUAAAAGUUGUCUCAUAAUUGUUUGUCUGUAAGAGGAAUACUCAAUACUUUAAGGCUGUUGAGAUAGGAUGAUUAGCAGACUAUGAUUUUUAGAGAAUCUCAGGUUUUUAUUAAAAUGCGAUAUGCAUGCGUGCAUUUGCUUUGUUCAUACUGCAUUGAGCAGUACAGUCUGUUAGUUAUUAACUGAUCACGUUUUCAACUGCAACAGUUUAAUUCCAGAGUGUUAUUAGCAAGAUGUGGAACAUGGAUCCUUGCACUGGGAGUGUGUGUUUGUGUCCUGUCACAAUUUUAGGUCUUCUCAUAAUUUUAAUUCAACAUGAAAAAGUCACUGUAUUUAUGUCUUACUUGUGUUUCUCUUGGUAAUCUGUCUGACUAUUCAUACAGCUAAAAUAUUGAUCAUCAUUUUUUUAAUGGAAAAAGUACACUUUUUAUAACAGAAUUUAUUACAAAGAGCAUAAUUGAGAAAAUAACCAUUAUUGGUUUACUCUGAAUGUGUUAUCUGAAUAUGCUUUAUUAUGUAUCUGUACAUAUUAAAGUAUGAAUUUUACAUGAUGGUCUGUAAAGUAAAUAAAAUAUAACAUGCAUUGGCUUAA